This is a messenger RNA of Bombus huntii, 5396 nucleotides long. RefSeq names its product glutamic acid-rich protein-like. Bases 2866 to 3810 code for a protein of 314 amino acids. The record is from RefSeq and is a predicted model, not a curated record. The transcript is spliced from 5 exons. Lineage: Eukaryota; Metazoa; Arthropoda; Insecta; Hymenoptera; Apidae.
AUAUUUUAUAACAUCAUCCGAUACCUUUCCACACUAUAUUUUUAAUCGUUUGAAAACCUUAUGAAUAUUAGGAAAGAAUUUUUUACAGCAAGUAAUACGGACAAAUUUAGUAAUUAGGCAAUCUUGAUAUUUGCUUAUGAUAUUUACCAAAACCAUAUCGCUUUCACUAGCUAAUAUAUUUUCCAUGUUAUUGUGUAUAUGUAUAAAUAUUUCUUGGAAAUGUUUUAGCAAAUUAAUAGAAAAAAAAUCGAGUAUGGAACAUUUAUACGUAAUAUACGUAUAGGCAUAAGAAAUUUCUGUACAUUGGAAGCGAUUUAUUAGUUGCAAUCAUACAACAAAAAUAUUUUAUACGUAUGAGAUAUAUGUUGGAAUUGUAAUUAAUUACAUUUAAAAAUAAGAGUUACUAUUAUAAUAUUUCUACUCCUUGGAAAAAUGUAUAAAAAGGUAUACAGGGUAUAGCGUUAAUUCGCGAAUGUAAUAUUUACUUACUAUUAGAAUCUAAGGACACAAGUUUCACGCACUCUUCGGGCUUCAAAUUUGACGCUAACAGCUGCAAUUCUGGCACAUCAACCUCGGUAAUGAUCUUUGCGAAGUAAAAAACAAUACAUUGUAGUUUUUGACAAUCUCAACUGUGUUUGUACAUCGUCCUGUAUCAUAAUUGAAGAGUGGGAGUAAAAAAGGGUGUAAGUGCCAUUUGAAAAAAAAUUUUUUCUCUCCUUAAAAAGCUCAGUAAAUAUGAAGAGAAACGUUAUCGCCAUAAUUCGUUUUUAGCAUUUCGUAUACGUUGCACGGUCGGUUUCUUAAAUUAGAUUGUAAGAUGCCAUGUGCCAACGAGCUGCUUCCUCGUGCUUGAACGUAUAAGCAUUGCGUCUUUAAUUCCGAAAAGACGUUAUUAUUAUUUUCAUCACUCGUCGCGGGUACUGGCGAUCGUAGCCUUUUUAAGGGAGCUACACGAUGGACUUACAUUCCUUCUUAAAAAAUAAACUUCCUUUUGUUGUUAAUUAACAGAUGUUUGAAAUAUUAAAAUAGAAAUAUCGUGAAGUUAUACAAAAUAGAAUAGUACAUGUGAUAAAUAAGUUCUGUUAUAUUUUGUUAACAAGUAACAUUUUGGCAAGCAAGACGUUGUUUUCCACAAAAUUUUUGUUGUGGGACUUACGGCCUUAUUGACUUUCACUCUUCGAUCAUUGUUUAAGACAAAAUUGUCAUAUUGAUUCGUUUAAGAAUAAUUAUAACAGACAACGAACGAUUUGCAGCAUUUUAAUUCUUUGAUGAAUAUUUGGGAAAAUGUUCUUCUUGGAUUAACGGCGAUAAUGAGAUCGAAAGACGAUCAAAUUGUAUAAUUCGAUCCAUCGUUUUAAUUAUGCUUUACGUAACAAUUAUUUUCACAUCAACAAAACGAAGAUAUGAAUUUAUAAAAUUACAAAGUUAUUUUUUCAUUUCAAUUAGAAUUUUUGUUUGAGUUAUAACAUGUCUUAUUUGAACAAUUUACAUGAAAUAUAACAUACCUGGAGAAAGGAACAAGUAAGGUUGAGCAGAAGAAGAAACAGUGCAUCUUUCAAUACGUUUCUUAAAUUCAUCGAGAGUUUCGACGAAUUAACACGGUUUCGUUACAUGCUUUACGUUAAUUCAUUACAGUCUCCGGAAAAGUAAUAUCGAUUGUAUGAUUUUUAUGUUCAAGUCAAAUCUUCUCAAUAUUCUGUAAUAAGUAGAAUUGAUUGGUUAAGAUAGCAGAAGGUGUGAGAAAUAGCAUUAUCAAAGAACGAGGCAACGCUGAUGUAAUAAAAGGGAUGGAACCUUAGAAAUGAUAUUUCUUUUAACAGACUAUUCAACAUAACUGACAAUUCUAUUUAGUAAAAGAGUGGUGCAGAAUUGUCCUUAGUUUAUUAACUAUACAAGAACAGCGACACGGAACAAACAGAAUACUCUGAAAUAUUUUUUACAUCCAACUUCAUGUUUCAAGUUAAUGUGUCUCACAAACGCUCAUACGUGUGCCAUGAAUAUAGUGUUUAACGUUGCACGAUUAAAUAAUUUGUCAAAGAGAUCAUCUUUCGAAUUGAUCCAUUAAAACAUUUGGAGCUGAAGAAAGAUGCCAUAGUCGCUUCGUAAUCGAUAGCAUUGAAACGACUGUCGAUUAUGGAUCUGUCGAAAAAAAAAAGAAAAAAAUAUUUUCUCGUCUGACAGCAAAAUGUAAUUCGCCGAUUCAUAGUGGAUUUCACCUAUGUUCAUUUUACAAUGAAACUUGUAUGCUCGAUUUACAUUUUGAUUGUGGUUUUAGCGGAGAAUAAGGUGAGCAUCUACGUAGAAGGAAUUUGAAGGGUUUUGGAAGAUUUAGUACAAAUCAAUAUCUUAUCUUAUCAUACAAUGGAACGCGUUGACGAUACACUGAUAAAACAGUGUGAAGAUAAUCAAAUGAUUUUUCAACUGCACGAUAUCAUGUUCGUGUCCUUUGAAAAAUUUGCUUUUCUUAGAAGUCCAAUAUGUAAUCUUCCCGAUAUUAGUUCUCUAUUCUUAUAAAAGCGUGCAAAUCUUUUGGAAAAGAGAACAAAUAUAUUAGCAAAAUAUUAAUGCAAAAUAUUCGAUAGUUUCCUUAGAAAGACUACUAUAAAAAUUACUUGCUUUUGAAAUGCUUUAUGUAAUAAAUAUCCUUUAAAACGAGACGGUGUAAGAUAGAUAAUAUUGUUUUACAAGGACAAAUUUUUGGUUCGAUGUAUCGCCAAUAUAAAAGAAAACGAGCUCGUCUACCUGUCACAGAAAUUAAAUCCCUUAGAAUGUUUGCAACUUAUACAAGCUAUAUACGAAAUAACUCCAGUAAGAGCGGAACGUAACGUGAGAAAACACGAGAUUCAACGUGAAGACUUAAGUCGCAUGCCAAUUACGUCGAAGGAAUGUCUUCUUGACCUUGAACAAUGGGACAAUGUUUUUCCAACAAAUAUGAUACCUAAUGGACGGGCAGCAAUGGAAAUGACGCUAAGAUGGUUAGGACGACCCGAUCUGGCUAAGUAUGUGAGAGAAAAUCCCAGAUUGACUAAAUCCCUGAACACAGGGGAUUACGAUACAGCAGAUACGUUAGGAUUUCUAGGACACAGAUUGUCGCGAAGGCAUACUUCGGAAACGGACAAAAAUUUACGCAAUCAUGCAAAGAGGAAGAAAAAGAAAAAGAAAAAGAGAAAGAAAAAGAAAAAACGCGUGCGUCAUGCACAUAAAGAAUGCGAUCGAAAUACACAAAAUAAAAGAGUUCAAAAGGGAAUGGUAGCAGCAGCACAUACUGCGCUGUACAUCUGGGACGAAAAUAAAAAGGAUAAGGAUACUUUCACCGAUUGCUUGGAAUGGAACGACGAAGACGUAUGUCCUUGUUCGGAUAUUGAGGAAGCUUGCACAGGAAAAUGUGAAAUAUAUGAUCGAAAUUAUCAAACACAUUACGUAGCGGAUCAUCGAAUUUGUACCGACGAUUCUAUCAAAAGUGUGAGUUGUGUGCAUGCACCGAAGAAGGAAGAAAAGAAAAGACAACGGUUCAGCUUCUUUCAGAGAAGCUGUCAAAAAAAGGAAAAGGAUCAGGAAAAUCGGGAUAGGAAGAAAAUUUUGGAGAACGUAGCCGAGAAGAAAUGUGAAAAAAUACCGCAAAUUGUUCAAAAGGAUCAAUGUAAAUGCUGUAGAUGUACCUUGAAUUCUAAAGACAGAAUAUUACGUGAGAAGAGAGAAAUACGCAAGUGGAAAGCAAGGAGAAAGAAGGAAGAAAAGAGAAGGAAGAAAGAAGAAUCAAAGAGAGCAAAACAACUCGCAAAUGUAUGUUUCAAAGAGACAUGUAAAUAAAUUACUAUUGCAUUUGUUAUUUGAGUGCUUUAAAUAUUACUUAAGAACAAAUAUUUAAAAUAGUCGAGGGGAAAAAAGAAAGAAAUAAGGAAAUUUAUUAGAGGAACGUCAUAGAAAUAUUAAAUUUCGAUUAAAUACUCUAUAAAAAGUAAUAAAAGUAAAAAUUUAGUAUUACUUUAGUAUUGCGCUAAUAUAUUUUAUUCCGAUAUUAAUACUAUUAUAUAAUGUGUAUUAUUGCAGAAGUUAAACUAUGUAUAAAUAAUAGUCUAUUAAUCGUUAAUCAGUUUCUGAAAUUCUUUUUUGUUUUUAAUUGUCUUGUGUUCAACAAAUGUAAUAUAUAGAUAUAUUUUUGUAUAUAUAAUCAUUUUAGAUUUUAAUUGUUAUGAAAGAAAUACUGAAAUCCCGCGUUUAAAUCGAGUAUCGUGUGAUACCUUUUGAAGUCGAGAAUAUCGAUCUUUCGAUUAUCGAAGGCGAAUUCGCGCGCAUUUCUACACACCACUUCUGUAGUUCGUCUUUUUAGUAGUGAGUUCGUUACGUUAUAAAAUACCGUUCUGUGUAAAAAAGAUUGUGAUAUUGCUGGUUACUAUCGUCUUUACCAAAAAUACUGUAGCAUAUAGCAUCUAUAUAGGUAAGAGAUAAAAUUAAAUUUUCUUAAAGAACGAUAAGAGAUAACAUAUUUAGUACUGUAAAACUGUAAAUCAAACUUUACUUUUCAUGCGAUGUGGAGCAUUUGUAAAUGCACAUUUAAUAUUUUAAUUAAUUAUUCAUAACAUUUUGAAGAGAAAUAGGCACUAAUUAGUUAAUUUCAUUAUUAAGUCAUUUCAAAUAAUUUAGACAUGAUAUAUUCAGAAUAAUUGAUUUCGAAUUUUUUUAAAUAAAUUUCAUUACAAAUUACGGUUGGUGAGCAAAUACAUUAUGAAAAAUAAAUGUAUUUUGCAAGAAAUGCAUUCGUUAUUAGUUUACAUACACAUGUUUCUCAUUUCCAUUAUUUUAUUUUCAAUAUUAGGCAAUAUCAUGGUUUGUACAUUAUAUUUUUUGUAUAGUAGCAAAUUUAGUUUUUAGACAUGUAUUUAGAGCUCUUUGUUUUAUACACUUGUUUAGAAAAAUUUCUGGUUAUAAAAAUUCGGUCAUAAAAUAUAUCAUUUAUAAUCAUUUAACUAUGCGAUAAUAAAGUUAGAUAUAUUUUAAUAUUGACAUCAAAACUAUUUACAAAGAAAUAAAUGUUUAUCAAUAUUAAGCUCUAUACUGCAUAUAUCAAUAUAUGAGUAGAAUAUAUCUGUUAUUAGAAUUGAAAAUAAUACUGCACAAUGUAGGAACUGUAUUGAACAAUGUACUGUACUAUAUUGUACUGUACUGAAGGAAAAUUGUAUAUCUUAGAAACUAAACAAAAACAAGAAUAAUACAUAUGAAUUGCAUAUUAGUAACUAAUGUUUGGUAACAUUAAAUGCCUUUCAAAAAACUGAUUAUUUUAUGUUAAUGGAUAAGUUUAUAAGAAUGGAUAAAAAUUACUCACUGAUCUCUAUUUCUACAAGUUAUGUAUGUCGCAUUGUGAAACGUAAUUAGAAAUAAAAAUAUUUUUCAAUUUC